AGUGGAACGCUCGCCAAGGUACACAUCUACGGAAUCACCAGAGCCACUUCCGCCCACACGAAAGAUGGCGGCUCCCUUGAUGGAGAAAUUGUCGGAAUCUUUAGGUUCUCCAGAACCUGCGGUUCGCCUGAUUCUGUCCGUUUUAGUCGGGUACCCCUGUGCCCUGCUGUACCGGCAAUUCUUCUUCCACCAGCCACCCACUGUCAUUCACUUAUACCACGCCAUCUCCGGACUGUCUCUGGCAGCUUUCAACUUUGGCACACAGCUCUAUCACUCUGCAUUAUGCGUCCUUGUCCAGUUCCUGAUGAUGAGGCUUAUGGGAAGGACGAUAACAACUGUCCUGUCCAGCUUUAUUUUUCAAAUGGCAUACCUGCUGUCAGGCUACUACUACACAGCUACAGAAGAAUACGAUAUCAAAUGGACCAUGCCCCAAUGUGUCCUUGCACUGAAACUUAUCGGUUUGUCAUUUGAUUACUAUGACGGUGGCCAGGAACCAUCCAAGUUGAAUGAGGAGCAGAAGAGGUCAGCCCUGGCCAAUGUUCCCUCUCUGCUGGAGGUUAUCGGCUUCUCCUACUUCUACGGAGGCUUUCUGGUGGGACCCCAGUUCACACUGCGCAGCUACCAGAGGCUAGUCAAAGGGGAGCUCACCGACUGCCCCGGACAGCCACCUAACAGUGUUAUACCUGCUAUGAAGCGGUUCUCCCUCGGCCUCCUCUGCCUGGUGAUCUACGCAAUAUUUAGUCCGCACUACCCAGAUAGCUAUUACCUAACAGAUGAGUACGACGCGCAGCCGUUCUGGUACCGCUGUGUCUUCAUCCUCCUUUGGGCCAAAGUCAUCCUGUACAAAUAUGUGAGCUGCUGGGUCAUAGCGGAGGGCGUCUGUAUACUCUCUGGGCUCGGCUAUAAUGGGCUGGGUCAGAAUGGCGAACACCAAUGGGACGCCUGUGCAAAUAUGAAGGUGUGGACGUUUGAGACCACACCCCUUUUCACAGGCACCAUCGCCUCCUUCAACAUAAACACCAACGCCUGGGUGGCCAGGCACGUGUUUAAGCGGUUGAAGUUCCUGGGCAAUAAGCUCCUGUCUCAGGUGACCGCGCUCGCAUUCCUGGCCAUCUGGCAUGGCACGCACUCCGGAUACCUCCUCUGCUUCUCCAUGGAGUUCAUCAUCGUAAAUGUGGAGAGACAGGCCCAAGCGCUGGUGAGGGACAGUCCCCUGCUGACCCGCCUGGCCAACAGUCCUCUCUACCCCCUCAUCUACCUGGUCCAGCAGUUCAUCCACUGGCUCUUCAUGGGCUAUCCUUUGGUGCCCUUCUGCCUCUUCACCUACGACAAGUGGCUCAGGGUCUAUUCAUCCAUUUAUUUCUGUGGCCACAUAUUCUUCUUCACAUUGUAUCUAGUCAUCCCAUAUCUCCGCAAGGUUCUGGUACCUAGAAAAGAACGAAGCGAGAAAAAGGAGGACUAGAACUAUGUUAGGUCUCUGGCUGAAUCUCCACCCAGGAUGUGACUGAAGGGAACUGUGACUUUUAACUAGGAGCAGAUCAGAAAAUAUUUUAAAGCCUUUAAUAUUAUUUGUGUGUACACGUUUGUUUUCUAUUUAUUUUUGUGAUUUGGAAAGGACGCACGUUUUUUGAGACCAGGGAGAUGAGGGUACAGGAAAUAACCUUUUGUGCCACAAUUGUGAGCCAAUCGCGGGGUGUUUUCUUGAUUUUAGAGAACUUGAGACUGACGUCUUGUAUACACAGAAUAUUGCACUCGCCACUCACGGGCUCUGGGUCCGUAGACUGCUCUGUUUUUAUGAUCUCCCUGUUUCAACCCUCCCCUCAAGUCCAUAUAGACGGAGUAUACAAAACAUCCUAAUAUUGAGUUGCCCCCCACCCCACACACAGCCUCAAUUCGUCGGGCAUGGACUCUACAAGGUGUUGAAAGCGUUCCACAGGGAUGCUGGCCCAUGUUGACUCCAGUGCUUCCCACAGUUGUGUCAAGUUGACUGGAUGUCCUUUGGGUGGUGGACCAUUCUUGAUACACGCGAAACUGUUGCGUGUGGAAAAACCCAGCAGCGUUGCAGUUCUUCACAAGCCGGUGCGCCUGGCACCUACUACCAUACCCCGUUCAAAGGCACUUGAAUAUUUUGUCUUGCCCAUUCAAUGUCUGAAUGGCACACAUACACAAUCCAUGUCUCAAUUGUCUCAAGGCUUAAAAAUCAUUCUUUGUUCUGUCUCCUCCCCUUUAUCUACACUGAUUUUGAAGUGAAUUUAACAAGUGACAUAAAUAAGGGAUCUGAGCUUCGCCUGAUUCACCUUGUCAGUCUGUCAUGGAAAGAGCAGGUAUUCUUAAUGUAUUCUCUACUCGGUGUAGAAAAAACCUGCACAGACAUGGCUAUGGUUCAGGCACAACAGAAAUGUAUUUGGCACUUUCAGAUUUUAUUUUAACAUGCAUUUUGUUGGGAGAACAAAAAAAACCAAGGAUUGCUGCUCUGACUGGAAUUAUAUAUUUUUGAGGAGUGUUUUCAUUGAUCCGUUGGCCAACACUCACAAGAAGCACUGUAAAACACUGUACACACUAACAUGUGACUCAAGAAUGGCCUUGUAUUAUCAACGAAUGUUUUUACGUUUUAUUCUGGUUUCAAUUCAGAUUUUGUUUCCGUUAUUUCGUGAUGAGACUGGAUUUUAUAGCUAUUUUAGGAGGGUUUUAUGAUAGACCAUUUUGUAGAUUUGGAUAAGAUUCCAUGAAGGGAUUCAAUGCUUUCCUCCUCUCCCCUCUCCUCGUGGCUUUGUCUGCCAUUCACCAUCCUCCUAUCACUCCAUUGCCACCACACACCCUUCCUGGCUGUCUCUGAACAAACUGGAAAACAAACUCACAACUAAAACAACAGGUAACCAAAACCACCACUUUUACAUUGAGUGACAUUACCAUACCAAUGUCAACAGCAUCACCCGUGGUCUCCAGUGAGAUCUAGCACCGUCCUCUAUCUUUCUUAAGACUUGGUCAAAAAAAUCUCCCUAACCACUGGCGCAAGGUCAGAUCUAGAAUGUUUGACCUGUCAGAUACUCUGUUCCUACGUCUGUGUUAAGAGGCAACUUCUACCACAAUCCUUUUCCAAUGCAGAGACACAUUGGGAGAGCAGUGACUCACUGUAGCAACAACCCACAUUUUAAUCAUAUUUAUACUUGUGGAAAUAAUUAAUUGAUGUGAAUUAAUUGUUAUUCCAGAGACUACUUUUUUUGCCUUAUUGCUACCAAAUGUACAAAGGAAAAGAGAAAUGGAAAAAAAAUAAUUUUAAAUAAACUUUUUGUAAUGUUCAUUAAAAUGCUGGAUUUUAAAAAUCAAA
Molecule: messenger RNA, 3328 nt
Organism: Oncorhynchus nerka (sockeye salmon)
Lineage: Eukaryota; Metazoa; Chordata; Actinopteri; Salmoniformes; Salmonidae
Product: lysophospholipid acyltransferase 5-like
Exons: 13
Coding region: 65-1462 (465 amino acids)
Biological process (GO): lipid modification; phosphatidylcholine biosynthetic process
Cellular component (GO): membrane
Molecular function (GO): 1-acylglycerophosphocholine O-acyltransferase activity; lysophospholipid acyltransferase activity
Source: RefSeq, a predicted model, not a curated record